GACGGCACCUUCUUCUGGUGCUCGGCGUGAGCUAUGGCUGAGGCGAUGGAUUUGGGCAAAGACCCCAAUGGGCCAACCCAUUCCUCGACUCUGUUCGUGAGGGAGGAUGGCAGCUCCAUGUCCUUCUACGUGCGUCCCAGCCCGGCGAAGUGCCGGCUCUCGACGCUCAUCCUGCACGGCGGCGGCACCUUGUGUCGCGUGCAGGAGCCCGGGGAGGCGGCGGCCAAGGCCUCGGGUGACUUCAUUUCCGGGGCCGACCAGGCCCCAGAGACGAAGCCCGGGGCUCAGGCUGGGGACGCCGCCGCCACGGAGCCCGAGCUGCAGCCGCACACAGGGCGGAUCGUCUUCACGGACGUGGCCAUCUUGACCUUUGUGAAGGAACAUGCCUGCUCGCCCAGCUCCGUCACCGGCAAUGCCUUGUGGAAAGCGAUGGAGAAGAGCUCGCUCACCCAGCACUCGUGGCAGUCCAUGAAGGACCGCUAUCUCAAGCGCCUGCGUCCUGUUGGGGAGGCCCCAGUGAGCCCCUCCUCCCAGAAACUCAAGCGGAAAACUGAGCAAGACGCCGAGGAUGCUGAUAGCGGGGAACCACAGAAUAAGAGAACUCCAGACUUGCCUGAAGAAGAAUUUGAAAAGGAAGAGAUCAAGGAGAAUGAAGAAGCAGUCAAAAAGAUGCUUGUAGAAGCCACCCGGGAGUUUGAGGAGAUUGUGGUGGAUGAGAGCACUGAUUUUGAAAUACAUAUAACAAUGUGUUAUGAUGAUCCACCCACACCUGAGGAAGACUCAGAAACACAGCCUGAUGAGGAAGAAGAAGAAGAAGAAAAAGUUUCCGCACCAGAGGUGGGAGCUGCCAUUAAGAUCAUCCGGCAGUUAAUGGAAAAGUUUAACUUGGAUCUGUCGACAGUUACACAGGCCUUCCUAAAAAAUAGUGGUGAGCUGGAGGCUACUUCCUCCUUUUUAGAGUCUGGUCAGAGGGCUGAUGGGUAUCCCAUUUGGUCCCGACAGGAUGACUUAGAUUUGCAAAAAGAUGAUGAGGGUACCCGAGAUGCACUGGUCAAAAAAUUUGGUGCUCAGAAUGCAGCUCGGAGGAUUGAAUUCCGAAAGAAAUAAUUGGCAAGAUAAUGAAAAAAAAGCUUUGGCAGAUAAGGCAUUAAAAAAAU
Messenger RNA from Orcinus orca (killer whale), 1157 nucleotides. RefSeq names its product telomeric repeat-binding factor 2-interacting protein 1-like. Gene Ontology annotation, molecular function: telomeric repeat DNA binding. Gene Ontology annotation, cellular component: shelterin complex. Lineage: Eukaryota; Metazoa; Chordata; Mammalia; Artiodactyla; Delphinidae. The record is from RefSeq and is a predicted model, not a curated record. Gene Ontology annotation, biological process: regulation of DNA-templated transcription; telomere maintenance via telomere lengthening.